This is a messenger RNA of Myotis davidii, 1686 nucleotides long. RefSeq names its product disintegrin and metalloproteinase domain-containing protein 20-like. The record is from RefSeq and is a predicted model, not a curated record. Gene Ontology annotation, biological process: proteolysis; male gonad development. Gene Ontology annotation, molecular function: metalloendopeptidase activity. Gene Ontology annotation, cellular component: sperm head plasma membrane; external side of plasma membrane; plasma membrane. NCBI's taxonomy places the organism in Eukaryota, Metazoa, Chordata, Mammalia, Chiroptera, Vespertilionidae.
AUGGCUGUGAGUGAAGCCCUGGUGUGUGUCAGGAACACUCUCCUGUCACUCUGGCUGGCUGUAAUUCUGUUCCUAUAUGGAUGGUCCCAGGCUGUGCACUCCCGACCCCAUGGUGCCCCAGAAGUGGUGAUUCCCUUGAAGGUAGCAGGCUUUGGCAUGAAGACUAGAGACUGGCUCUCUUACAGAAUGCAUUUUGGGGGCCAGAAUCAGAUAAUCCACAUGAAGGUCAACAGGCAUUUUCUGUCCAGACACUUCCGAGUAUUUACCUACACAGACCAGGGCGCUCUCCUUGAAGACCAGCCUUUUGUAAAGAAUGACUGCUACUACCAUGGUUAUGUGGAGGGGGACCCAGAAUCCCUGGUUGCCCUCAGUACCUGUUUGGAGGGUUUGCAAUUGGGGGGGUUGCAAGGAAUAUUACAGACAAAUGACGUUGUUUACGAAAUAGAGCCCAAGAGACUUUCUACCACAUUUGAACAUUUUAUAUAUAAAGUGGACAGUGAGGAGACACAAUUGCCACCCAUGAGAUGUGGAGUAACAGAUGAAGAAAUAGCAAGACAACUGAAGUUUCAUGAGAGUGUUAAUUUCACUUUGAUGCAGAGCGGGUAUGAAGGCUGGUGGACUCACAGGCGGCUUCUUGAACUGGCCGUGGUGGUGGACCACAAUCGCUAUCUUCAUCACGAAAGCAACACCACAGCUGUGCAGUAUGAAGUAUGCUUUAUUGUCAAUGAAGUUGAAUAUUUUUUAUAUUCUCUAGAUGUUGAUGUUGUUUUAAUGGGAAUUGAGGUCUGGACUGAAAAAAACCCAAUUAAAAUGGGUUCGAUAGGUAAUGCCCUGGGCACAUUUUGCAAUUGGAAGCAAACUAGCUUUAAUAAGCGCAUUCCCCAUGAUGUUGCACAUCUUUUGGUAAAGCAUGGCUUUGGUAUUUUUAUUGGCCUAGCCUUUGUUGGAACAGUAUGUAACUCUAUUCGUAAUUGUGCAGUAGAAAGUUUAAUGGACAAUAAUUUGAGUGCUGUUGCACACACUGUUUCCCAUGAGAUUGGUCAUAAUUUUGGUAUGAAUCAUGAUGACAAAACUUGUACAUGUGGACAAAAACAAUGCAUAAUGUAUCCAGUAAGAUCAAAAGGAAUUAGAUUCAGCAACUGCAGCUAUGCUAGCUUCAUGAAAACUAUUGCAAGGCAAAGCUGCAUCUACGUUUCAUCAAAUGCAGGGAACAUCUUCACACUUGCACAGUGUGGGAACAGUGUGGUUGAAGAAGGAGAAGAUGGCGCCACCUGCUGGGGUACCGACUACCACUUCGGGAUGACCCUACCUGACAUUGGUGAUGUGAAAGAUGGGACAGAGUGUGGGGAAGAACGUGUCUGCAUCCAAAGGAAGUGUGUCCAUAGGUCACUUCUGGUAACUGGUUGUUCACCUGAGACCUGCAAUCUGAAAGGAGUCUGCAACAGCAGACAGCACUGCCAUUGCAACUCGCAGUGGGAGCCUCCCUUCUGCCUGGAAAGAGGUCAUGGAGGUAGUAUAGAUAGUGGCCCACCUCCUGGGAGAACAGAGAGUCAAAAGGCCAAUAACCUGAGACCACUUUGGUUGAUUCAUUUUAUUCUUUUAUUAUGCUUGUUAAUUUUGGGUUUUCUGACACGCAGAAGAACAGAUAAGAGUGAAGAGCAGAAUGAGGCACCUUCACAUGAGUAA